AUAGAGGAACCUCAGCAAAAUGGGCAGACGCAGAACCAAUCAACAAAAUAUCUCUCUCCUCCGUUCUCUUCUCUCCUCUUCAACCCCCUCACAACUCAGAGCAAUCUCUCUCUCUCUCUCUCUCUCCAUCGCCAUCGUAUUGCAUCUCUUUGAAUCUCUCGCAACACCACCAACACCGUCUUCAAAUCUCAGUCUUGGGCGAUAGUAAUUUGUCCAUUUGGUUCUCAUCCCAUCUUGUGCUAAUUCCACCCGGGCCGAGAAAACUCCAUCUGGGUCUUCUUCCUUUUCACUUUCUUUGCUUGUUUGGACGUUCUGGACUGAUGGGUCUCGUCCGGAAGAGGCUGGGGAGUCUUGUUUCGUAUCGGAAACAUCCCGUGUCCCCAUGAAAUUCCUUGAUUGGAGUCUUUGAAUUAUGGGUAGAGGCAGAGGAAAGGGAAAGAGAUCAACUUCUAGCAGUCAUGAAGAUCUUGGAAGCGGUGAGGAAGAGAAAAUUCCAGCACAGAAGAGAAGGGGAAGGCCACAAAAGCUUUUCAAGGAUGAAAUUGAUGAGGAAGUUGUUAAAAAAGUAGAUGGCGAAGAUGGAGAGAAUGGAAAAGACGGUAUUGUAAGUAAGGAAACAACAAGUCCUGUUGCAACAGAGAAUGGGAAGAAGAGGAAACGGACUUCGCUGUCAAAAGAGAAAUCAGAUAUCACGAAAGAGGAAAAUGGCGUCGGAGCCAGAUCAAACACGGAAGACUCAACCAAGUCAAAUGGGUUUCGGCACAUUGGCAGCAGAAGGAAAAGCAAGCCUCGUCGGGCUGCUGAAGCAGGUGUCGAAUGCAAAUGAGCCUGCAUAUGGCGUUUGAUGCAUCCUCCUCUUUCCAACACCCGGUGAAAAAAUGAAAUGGGAAGUGAGGCCUUAAAUGAACUUUAUUUCAUGCUCUCUUUUUUUCCUCUGUUUUUCUCUUGUUGGUGAUUCCGCAUCUUUGAUCCUAUUUGAUUUUGGUAAGUGCUUUUGGAACUAUUUAUCCUGGACAUGCUAUUUCUGUUAAUGCCAUUUAACAUUUUUCCCAA
This is a messenger RNA of Syzygium oleosum, 1053 nucleotides long. RefSeq lists its product as uncharacterized. Lineage: Eukaryota; Viridiplantae; Streptophyta; Magnoliopsida; Myrtales; Myrtaceae. The transcript has 2 exons. The record is from RefSeq and is a predicted model, not a curated record. The coding region runs from base 413 to 826 and encodes 137 amino acids.